GCCAGAGCGACAGGUGAAUGACCCGAUCAGUCGCGGGACAGGGAGCAGGAGGCACAUGCUCAUGAACACUUCUAUUUAAAGCUUAAAAUAACUGAUAACGACACGCACUCGGGUUCAAAAUGAUGGAUCCAAAAUUGGAGUCUAUCAAAAUGAUGGCUCGUAUCCGGCGCUACUCGGACGUCAUGUCUCUUCCGGACUCAUUCAUCCAGAGGCAGCAGUUGGACGCCAGUAUGGCUGACACCUUCCUGGAACAUCUGUGUCUGCUGGACAUCGACCAGGAGCCGAUCACAGCGCGCAACACCAACAUCAUCUGCACGAUCGGUCCCGCCUCUCGGUCGGUCCCCAAACUGCAGGAGAUGGUCAAAGCAGGAAUGAACAUCGCUCGCCUCAACUUCUCCCACGGCUCACAUGAGUACCACGGAGAGACCAUCAAAAACAUCCGGGAGGCCGUGGAUACCAUCACCUCUGACCCUCUGUACUUUCGACCCGUCGCCAUAGCGCUGGACACCAAGGGCCCCGAGAUACGCACGGGAUUGGUCAAAGGGAAGGUGGAGGAGGAGGUGGAGCUGAAGAAGGGCAGCCGUGUCCGAGUGUUGACAGCUGACAGCGACAAAGACAAAACAGACGGAGCCGUGAUCUGGGUGGACUAUCCCAGCCUGCCCAAAGUCCUGGACAAAGGCGGUGUCAUCUACAUCGACGACGGCCUGAUCGGGCUCAAAGUCGUGGAAAUAGGUGAGGACUGGGUGGACACUGUGGUGGAGGCUGGUGGUGUCCUGUGCAGCCGUAAAGGGGUGAAUCUCCCCGGGUGUAACCUCAUCGGGCUGAAGGCUGUGAGCGAACGCGACGAGGCAGAUCUGCGUUUUGGCGUCUCCCAGGGCAUCGACAUGGUAUUCGCCAGCUUCAUCCGCUCCGCACAGGACGUGAAAGACGUUCGCAAAGCUCUGGGUCCGUACGGGCAGGGCGUCAAAGUCAUCAGCAAAGUGGAGAGUCGCCAAGGAGUGCAGAAUUUUGAGGAGAUCUUGAAGGAGAGCGACGGAGUGAUGGUUGCUAGGGGCGACCUGGGGAUUGAGAUACCGGCAGAGAAGGUAUUCAUCGCGCAGAAGAUGAUGAUUGGACGCUGCAACUCGGCCGGAAAACCAGUCAUAUGUGCCACUCAGAUGCUGGAGAGUAUGGUGUCCCACCCCCGGCCCACCCGAGCGGAGGGCAGUGACGUGGCCAACGCGGUGCUGGACGGAGCCGACUGUGUCAUGUUAUCGGGGGAAACGGCCAAAGGACAGUUCCCAGUGGAGGCGGUGGCCAUGAUGCACUCGAUCUGCAGAGAGGCGGAGGCGGCCAUCUUCCAUCAGCAGCUGUUUGAGGAGCUGCGGCGCCUGACCCCUCUGUCCUCCGACCCCACCGAGGUCACCGCCAUAGGGGCCGUCGAGUCCUCCUUCAAGUGCGGAGCCGGGGCCAUUAUUGUGCUCACCACCACUGGAAGGUCGGCACAUCUGUUGUCACGGUACCGCCCUCGCUGCCCCAUCAUCGCAGUGACCCGGAGCCCCCAGGUGGCACGACAGUCUCAGCUGUUGAGGGGCGUAUUCCCGGUACUCUUCCAUCCUCUUCCUGCUCCGGUUUGGGCCGACGAUGUGGACAACAGGGUGAACUUCGGCAUGGACAUAGGGAAGGCCAGAGGGUUUUUCAAAGCUGGAGACAUGGUGAUUGUGGUGACCGGCUGGAUCCCGGGCAGUGGACACACAAACAUCAUGAGAUCGGUCAAUGUCCCAGAAUGAGGACCUGAUUGAGAACUUCACCAGCUGUUUGUGUCGAUUUUUUAUUAGGUGUACAGUUAAGUUAUCUGUGGAUCCAGGGGUCCUACCUGAGAUUCUUCUUUCAAUGCAAAAUCUCUUCAUUCCCUGUAAAAUAAAACAUCCAAAUGUUAAAUGUACAAACCAGUGUAAUAUAUAGAACGCAGACCUUCUGUCACUUUCACUGUGUAUUACUUAGACAUAAUUCCUUUUCAUGGUGUUUUACUGUUUUAGCUUUUAAUAAACUUCAAUUUCUGACAC
Molecule: messenger RNA, 2045 nt
Organism: Periophthalmus magnuspinnatus
Lineage: Eukaryota; Metazoa; Chordata; Actinopteri; Gobiiformes; Gobiidae
Gene: pklr
Product: pyruvate kinase L/R
Exons: 12
Coding region: 120-1769 (549 amino acids)
Biological process (GO): glycolytic process
Cellular component (GO): cytoplasm
Molecular function (GO): potassium ion binding; pyruvate kinase activity; magnesium ion binding
Source: RefSeq, a predicted model, not a curated record